UACAAUCAGAUACAAUCCGUUGGGUUCGCUCACAGAUCCGGUCACCAAUCAGUCCUAUAUGUCAAACGAGACAUCAGUUAUAUCGCAAACAUUUAUCUCGCGGACCCUUAUAAUUAAAUGGCAACAGUGCUGCACAGAUGCGAUGCACUGUUGUGUGGAAUCCCUUCAAUACUCGCCAUCCAAUGGGUUGGAGGGUAUGUGUCCGCGCACUUGGGAUGGCUGGUCGUGUUGGGCGAAUGAUGGCCCCCCUGGCACCACCAUGAAACAACCCUGUCCCAAACAUAUCUACUGGCACCAGAUCGUGCCUCCCUGCAGG
This is a messenger RNA of Oppiella nova, 316 nucleotides long. NCBI's taxonomy places the organism in Eukaryota, Metazoa, Arthropoda, Arachnida, Sarcoptiformes, Oppiidae. The record is from the annotation of a GenBank genome assembly.